CUGAACAUUGAAAUGAUUAUGAAAGGAUGCGAAAUUUAGUUAACCUAUCAUCCACGUUUUGUAACAGUGGUAAAACGUUUAUAAAUUUACAUUUGAGCGUUGUGAACAUUUAGAGUGAAAUAAAAAUGCGCGUCUACAAUAUAAUUUAGUAAAUAAAUGGCAGUUGAGAAAUAUUUACUAAGCUGUAGGACUAGGAGUACCAAAAUCUGCAUUAGGUAAACGUAUUGUUGAACACCACAAAGAAAUUCGACAUCACCGACAGAUGUUCAACGUGCUAUAAUGGACGAAUCCUUAGAUAUACCUGAUUGGCAUUCACCAUGGGUAUUCACACCAUCGGAAAAUCUUAAUAAUAGCAAACAGUUCGUAAAAGGAAAAGUGAGCAGUAAAAGUAGAAGACCUUGGUCAGUAAAUUCCAUAAAAGUGAUCUCGACUUCCGGCGCACAAGGUGAAAAUGAUCCCUCAUUUAGCAAAAGGCCGUUGUCAGAAGUAGUUAAAGCACACUGCAGAUGUCCGAUUUCAAAAGGGCAGGUAGACACUAGCAUGGUUUUAGAUAAUCACAGAGAUGUAUAUUAUAUUCCAGAUGUUGGAGAAAAUAUUCAACAACUAGCUGCGGCUGCUGAUACAGGAAAAUGCCAAAGAUUGUUGCAACAUUAUCAAGUUUCUAUAUUAUGUUGGCCAGAGUUAUUUCAGUCACAAAUUAGCAUAAAGAACCUAUUGAGCUAUUGUGAAGGACUUGAAAUGGACACGGGUUUAAGGCAGCAUGGAGAAGAGAUCAUGAUCGAUUUGCACGAAAUAGACAUUUAUAUUAAUCCCACCAAUCACGAUAUCAAAUCAUUAAUACCACCCAAAGUGACUAUUCAGAAAAAAGAAUUAAGAUAUUGGAAAAUUUCUGCAGAUACCAUGUAUACAAAAGAUAGUUCAUCGAAAGUCAAAGGAAUAGUCAUUGAUUCUUGUAGUGCAAGAAUGAUAAAAUCAAUGCACGGUUUAGAUAUGGUUCUCUUCAGGGAAGACGGCUUGGACUGCUUUAAAAACGAAAACAGAUCUCCGCAACAUACGGACGAUACAUUACGAUUGAAAACAAGAAGCGUUAUUGAAUACGUCUUGUUUGAACCGCUUAUAGAAGAAUGCGAAUUUCUCAGCCGUGUAAUCGACGCUAUUGAUAAAAAAUCACAAAAUCUGAUAAAGGAGACAAAAGACGUUGCUGAAAUUGAUAGCGUUUAUCAAAACGACGAGAAAACUCAGAGUGAGCACAUUGAACAAACUUACCACGACGAGUCAAGAGAGUGUAACAUUAUCCCUGAUGACAUUGUCUUUGAAAAGUGUAAGCAACAGAGGGACAAUAUCGAGGACUUGUUCGAAGAAAUGGUUGCUGUGAUUUCAAAAAGCCAGAUCAAAGGAAAAGAUCUAAAACGAUUACAAAUGUGUCGCAAGAAUAGUCAUGUUAUUAAAAAGGUAUCGCAAAUGCUUUUCACAAAAGACAAAUCUGUUAAAGGAUGUGGCUACAGACUUAAAAGUUUUCAUGUCGAUGUGGAAGAAUUGCCAACACCUGAGGAGAAUUCUGAUCGUGAGAAACGAAUUCAGAAAAUGUUAAGUAAUUAUGGAAUUACUGAUAUAAGGUUUAACUUUGUCUCCCCGAGUCUCGAUCAGUACAAUUAUGUUGGUGCAAAUAUUGCUGCAAAAUGUGAAACCGGCACUAAAAUGGGUUCACUCGGAUGUUUUGCAAUUCAUGAAAAAGAUAAUGAAUCUUCUCUAUGCGCACUGUUUUCAAAACACGUUGCGCAAGGAUGUUCCCCUGAAAUAUACGUCAAAGAUAAGGAUCAGAAACUAGAAAGCUUUGGAAUACUUUUGUCUGAUACGUAUGUUGAUGGUGGUCACGAUAUUGCCGCGGCAAGAAUUAACAGCCAAUGUAUUUCAAGCUGUGACAAACAAUUUAAAAAUAUGAAAGAGGAAAAGGUUCCUGCAGAGUUGCACAUAGUGGACGAUCGCGACAACACUUUACUUCAGGGUCAGACCAUUCACUUAUGGGGCGCACACUCUAAACCAGGUAUAGGCAAAAUAAAUAUACCAGACUUCCAUUAUCCUGAUAGCACAGAGUCAUAUAUCGAAGUACAAGACGGAUCUAUUGCCAAGGGUAAGCCUAAUGCGGUACUGGCAGAACCGGGCGACAGCGGAGCCAUUGUUUGUAUCGAUGAAUCAAAUGGGAAAAAAGUAAGAGUUAUAUCUAUGCUGAUGGGUUCAACAAACGACACUGUUGCACAAAAGGACCCUAAAGUAAAAAGAAAAUAUCUGACCCUUCCUCUGUCAAGCGGAUUGCAGACUCUAGAACAGCGGACAAAUGGGACGUUUUUGUUAGAAGGCACGGAAACAUAAUAUUAUAAAGCAACCUCCGAACAUGUACAAGAUCCGUCUGCGUUGUUCGGUGCACACGAUGAAGAAGCAAAAAGACAUGUAGAAGAUAACACGGAAAGGUCAACAGAGAAGAAGAGACUGCAUUAAAUCUAUAAGUGAUGUAACGCAGUGAAUCCAGAUCAAGACGCCACUUACAUCAAGUUCUUUCGAUAUUUAUGUAUGACUCAAUACAUGCUCAUAAACAAUCAUAUUCGCAAUCCUUCUAGUCGAUUUUCUACUUCUCGCUCGCUCAUUGAGCCUUUCAGUGAGUUCGAUGUUAUUGUUGCCAUCCCUGUCAUAUACAUUUAAAUGUUAUCCUUCAGUCAUUACUUAACAUGUAACGCCAUUUUGACUAAUACGUUUUCACAUUCAGUUCGGAAUAAUAUGUCUUACACGACGUGCAUGAAUGUAAAACUCUAUCUGGACAAUAUAUGUUGUUACAAUAUGACUGAACUUUUUGAAAACUCGUUCGUGUAUAUAUUGUAUCUUGACCUACGGAACACAACAGUAUUCAAAAACGUCUUGGCAUUAUUUGUGUGCUUCAGAAUUUAUGUCAGAAUAAUAUGUUUUUAAGUGCCUUGUUUUUUCACGAUGCAUCGCAUCAUGUUCAUUUUUUCAAAUAAAACACGAAACAAUA
Molecule: messenger RNA, 3025 nt
Organism: Mercenaria mercenaria
Lineage: Eukaryota; Metazoa; Mollusca; Bivalvia; Venerida; Veneridae
Exons: 11
Coding region: 280-2370 (696 amino acids)
Source: RefSeq, a predicted model, not a curated record